AUGGCUUCUGUGAACAACAAGCUGGCAUUCUUGACCCAGGUGAGUCGUGCUGUGCAUCGCGCAACCUACCGGAUGGGCUCUAACUUUUCGCCACUCGCUGUCGCCCUUUCUUCUGUGCUCUUUGUUGUACAGGCGCCGCCACCCAAUUAUGUUGCGGGUUUGGGGCGAGGCGCAUCGGGCUUCACCACUCGUUCAGACAUUGGUCCAGCCCGUGAGGGUCCGAGCCUAGAGACGAUCAAUGCAGCCCGUGCGCGUCGUGGAGAAGAGACACUGCAGGAGGAAGACACGAAUGAAGACCAAGAUCCAGAGAAUGAGACUGGUCUAUUUGCAGGGACGGUGUAUGAACGCGAUGAUGAGGAAGCCGAUAGUAUUUGGGCCAACAUCGAUGAUAAGAUGGAUGCCAGGAGAAGGAAGCAAAGAGAGGCAAGAGAAAAGGCAGAGCUGGAAAAGCUGCGUGUAGAAAGACCAAAGAUUCAGGCUCAAUUUGCGGAUCUCAAGCGCAACUUGUCAACAAUGAGCGACGAUGACUGGAGCGCUUUGCCAGAAGCCGGUAAUCUGACUGGAAAGAGGAGGAAGGCGGCGGCUGCUCGAGCUGGAAACGACAAGACGUACAACGUACCGGACAGCGUGCUGCUCAUGAAUAGGGACCGCAACAUGACCGAACAGGCGCUUAGCGAAGAACAAAUGAAUAGCAAUGGCACAUCAUCCACUCUUAAUGGCGCCAUGACGAGCUUGACAGAGAUUGGAGAGGCGAGGAACAAGAUCUUCUCCCACAACUUGGAUCAGGCAGGUUCGAGCAGUCGCACGUCCGAUGGCACCCAAUCGACACUAGGCACCGCUUCUUCCAUCGAUACGCAAGGAUACUUGACAGGUCUGGCGGGCACGGAGAUCAAAAGUAGCGCUGAAAUUGGAGAUAUCAAGAAAGCCAGGGCGUUGCUGGAUAGCGUUAUAAAAACGAACCCAAAACACGCUCCUGGGUGGAUCGCAGCUGCAAGACUGGAAGAAGUGGCCGGCAAGAUGGCAACAGCAAGAAAAGUCAUCGCGCAAGGAUGUGAACAGUGCAAGUUGUCGGAAGAUGUAUGGCUGGAAUCUGCUAGGCUGAACACGCGCGACAAUGCCAAAGUCAUCCUGGCAAAGUCAAUCGCAGCUGGACUCACGACAUCUGUCAAGAUCUGGCUGAAAGCUACGGAGCUCGAAACAGAUUCCAACAGCAAAAAACGAGUCUUGAGAAAGAGCUUGGAAUAUGUCCCCAAUUCUAUCAAAUUGUGGAAGGAGCUCGUCAACUUGGAAGAGUCUCACGAGGAUGCAAGGAUUCUGCUCAGCGGUGCAGUCAGUGCGGUCCCUGGAUCUGUAGAUCUAUGGCUUGCUUUCGCUCGCCUCUCGUCUCCAGAGGAAGCACAAAAGGUGCUCAACGAGGCUCGCAAGGCGCUACCAAGUAGUCACGAGAUCUGGAUAGCUGCUGCAAGGCUGAUAGAGCAGACAAAUGCCGAUCAAGGCAAGCCUGUCGAUGAAACGCAGAUUUUGCUGGACAGAACUCUUUCGACGGCUGUCAAGCGCUUGCAGAAGGCUGGAGCUGUCUUGUCGAGAGAUCAGUGGCUCAAAGAAGCUGAGAGAGUCGAGCGGGAAGGUAGCCCAAUGAGUUGUGCAGCUAUCGUCAAGGCCACGAUCACCAUCGACGUGGAAGAGGAAGAUCGACGUACAGUUUGGGUGGAGGAUGCUCAGGCCUGCUUGGAACAUGGCAACGUCGAGACCGCCCGCGCUAUUCUUGCAUUUACGCUGCGUGAGUAUCCAGAUCGACAGAGCAUCUGGAGGAUUGCGGUGGACGUGGAGCGCAAAUACGGCACGACGGACUCGCUGGAAGCAAUCUUGGAGAGGGCAGUCACCAUGUGUCCCAAAGCCGAGACGCUGUGGCUCAUCUACGCCAAGGAGAAGUGGCAAGGGCAAAAAGAUGUGGCUGGCGCAAGGCAGGUGCUCAUUCGCGCUUUCGAGAAGAACCUGGGCUCUGAGGAGAUUUCUCUAGCUGCUGCGAAGCUGGAAGCUGAAAAUGGCCAGAAACAGGCAGCGGCUAUGCUCUUGCAGCGUGCGAGGCAAGAGGUGAACAGUCAGAGGGUCUGGCUCAAGAGCGCAGUAUUUGCACGAGAAGAGGGACAGCUUGCAGAAUCGUUGGAUCUGGUCAAGCAAGCGAUCAAGGUGUUUCCUUCCUUCUGGAAAUUGCACCUCAUGCAUGCUCAGCUGGUCGAAGCUACCACACCACCUGGAUCUGAUAAUGCCCAUCUCAGAGCUGCAAGGGAAGCUCUCUCCGCAGGUUUGCGAGCCUGUCCAUCCAGCACUCCGCUUUGGAUCAAUGCGAGUCGAUUAGAGGAACGUGCUGGUCUCUCCAUUCGGGCUCGCGCGCUGCUAGAAAAGGCGCGCCUGUCGAAGGCAGAGGACAAAGUGUCUAUUUGGGUGGAAGCUGCGCGAGUGGAGGAAAGAAGCGGCAAUGCGCCUCAAGCGAAAGCUUUGAUAGCGAGAGGACUGCAAGAAUACCCCAAUGCCGCUGCUUUGUGGUCGGCGGACAUCUGGCUGGAAUCGCGAGCAGCUCGCAGAACACGUAGCGCGGACGCUCUCAACAAGACGGAUCAAGAUGCUCAGAUCCUUUGCACCAUCGCGCGAAUGAUGUGGAACGAUAGAAAGUACGAGCAGGCUAGAAAAUGGUUUGAAAGGUGUACAAAGGCAAAUCCUGACUGGGGAGAUGGAUGGGCUUGGUGGUACAAGUUCGAAACGGCACAGGGAACGGAAGAGAGCAGGUUGGCAGUAAGGGAAAGGUGCAAGAAGGCUGAACCUAGACAUGGCGAGCAAUGGCAACAGCAGAACAAGGACCACGAGUUCCCCCACAGACCUACCGCCGAGGUCUUGGAAGCUACAGCAAACAUUCUUGUCAUCACCACCUGA
Messenger RNA from Ceraceosorus bombacis, 2931 nucleotides. The record is from the annotation of a GenBank genome assembly. Lineage: Eukaryota; Fungi; Basidiomycota; Exobasidiomycetes; Ceraceosorales; Ceraceosoraceae.